Cynoglossus semilaevis (tongue sole) is the source of this 546-nucleotide messenger RNA. It is a transcript of the gene cox7a1, whose product is annotated as cytochrome c oxidase subunit 7A1. The record is from RefSeq and is a predicted model, not a curated record. Bases 145 to 390 code for a protein of 81 amino acids. Lineage: Eukaryota; Metazoa; Chordata; Actinopteri; Pleuronectiformes; Cynoglossidae. Gene Ontology annotation, biological process: regulation of oxidative phosphorylation; mitochondrial respirasome assembly; mitochondrial electron transport, cytochrome c to oxygen. Gene Ontology annotation, cellular component: respiratory chain complex IV. The transcript is spliced from 4 exons.
CUCUGAUCCAGAAACACUGACAGCCUGUGAGCGUCAGCGUGUGUGUGUGUGUGUGUGUGUGUGUGUGUGUGCGCAUGUCCUUGUGAGGGUAAAUCCAGGCCGAGCAGCUCGACUCAGACACACACGUAUACACGGUCUGCAGACAUGAACCACCUACUGAAAGUCCCCCUUGUGGCCGGACGAGCCUUCAGCAGCUCCGCUCGACAGAUGAGAAACAGAGUCGCUGAGGCCCAGAAACGUUUCCAGGAGGACAACGGACACCCUGUCCACCUGAAGGGAGGAACAUUUGAUCUGCUGAUGUACCGGGUCACCAUGACUCUGACCAUUGCAGGAACCUGCUACUCCCUCUACUCGCUGUGCACUGCAGCGAUGCCUCAGAAGAAGGUGUAGACAACGUGACUGUAACUCAGUUUAACACCAAUGUUUAUUCUAAAAUGGAUUCGUUUUUCUCUGAACACUGAACAUUUAAAAUGCGUUACUUUUAGAGAUUAACUGUUAAUCUCUUAACUCUUCAAAUAUUGUCAAUAAAAAUACGCUCAGAAUAAA